AUGCCCGUCGAAGUCAGCCUUAACACGCCCCUGGCGGAGGCUCUUAACGCCGCCAUCCAGCCCAAGCUUGUCGAGGUCGGAUGGGGAACUGGUGGUGCCGAUGACUCCGCUCUAGCAGAGUAUAUUAUCCUCAUGCUCGUCAACGGAAAGACUCAGGACCAAAUCGCCGCCGAACUCUCCGGUGAUCUGCUCAACCUUGGCCCCGACGACCCCAGCACUCGCGACUUCUCUCAGUGGCUCUUUGAGCAGAUCGAGGCCCUCAACGCCCAGUUGAAUGGGGGAGGCAACACAGAUUCUGGCGCAGACCAGGACGCCACAACAGAAGGCGAGAUGGAUACUGAUAUGAACGCCGGAGAUGUAUCAGAACUGAAUGCACCUACUGGCCCACGCUCAAUGCGAAACGGCAACCAGCGAGGAGGACGGGAUAAGCGCAUGUUCGGCCAGAUCAGCAAGGCUAUGGAUCGACCUGGCGACUCUGCGCUCCAUCGUGUUCGAGGUCAAUCAGGAAGCGAGCGCAUCAACACACACGGUCGCACACCGCCAACCGGACCCCGAACAGGUCGAGGUGGAAUGGGCCGUGCUAACAACAACCGCACUGCCAACCUUCAGGCUGGAUUGGCCGGUAUGGCGGCUGGUGGUCCUCAAGCACAGUGGAUGAUGCAAGGCGGCCAACCGAACCAGGCCGAGCUUGUCGCCAUGUUGGAACAGCAGAACCAGAUGAUGUUCCAGCUAUCGCAACAGCUCAUGAACAACGGUGGCAACCAGGGCGGAUUUGGACAGCAGCGCCGUGGUGGAAAGCCCUUGUUUGACCGCGUGCAACAUCCCGGCAGAGGUAACCACCGCAAGGGUUUCAACGAUCGACAAGGCGGCAGCAACACCGGUGCUGAGGGGGAGGGCGAGGACAUGGACAUGUCCGGCGAGAAGCGCGAAGUGAACCCCGAGGAGACUGUCUGCAAGUACAACUUGAGGUGUACCAACAAGGACUGCAAAUUUGCACAUCAGUCACCUGCCGCCCCUCCCGGAGCUUCGGUCGACGUGAACGACAACUGCAGCUUCGGAGCCGCAUGCAAGAACCGCAAAUGUGUUGCACGACACCCUUCGCCGGCCGCUCGUCUCGCACAUCAGAGCGAGCAGGACUGCAAGUUCUUCCCCAACUGCCAAAACCCCCAGUGCCCCUUCAAGCACCCAUCGAUGCCUCUCUGCCGAAACGGUGCUGGCUGUACAAACUCCGAGUGCAAGUUUACGCAUGUCAGAACAAAGUGCAAGUUUAACCCGUGUCUCAACCCCAACUGCGCGUUUGCGCACGACGAUGGACAGCAAGGAGGCUUCAAGGAUAAGGUCUGGACUGCUGGAGAGACUGAGCAUCCCAGUGAAAGGAAGUUUGUGGAUGACCAAGCCGCUGAGGAGCUUAUCAAGGCAGAGGACAAUGAAAUGAAGCAGGAGGCUGAUGUCAUUGCCUAA
Messenger RNA from Fusarium sp. VM40, 1461 nucleotides. The record is from the annotation of a GenBank genome assembly. NCBI's taxonomy places the organism in Eukaryota, Fungi, Ascomycota, Sordariomycetes, Hypocreales, Nectriaceae.